Molecule: messenger RNA, 759 nt
Organism: Cadophora gregata
Lineage: Eukaryota; Fungi; Ascomycota; Leotiomycetes; Helotiales; Ploettnerulaceae
Exons: 2
Coding region: 1-759 (252 amino acids)
Source: RefSeq, a predicted model, not a curated record
AUGUCAUCCAAACCAGUAUUCGUCUUCCUUCCCGGCGCUUGGCACAUCCCCUCUGUUUACGAUGCCGUGAUAUCCAAACUCAGCACCCACGGCUACUCCAGCCAAGCUCUACCCCUCCAAGCAGUCGUCGCUCAGCCCGCAGUCACCACCCUACAGCCCGACAUUGACGCUCUCAACACCGCCGUGCGCUCCCAAGCCGAUACAGGAAAAGAUGUCAUCGUCGUCAGCCAUUCCUGGAGCGGGAUCAUCGUCGGUGGUGCGCUUGAAGGGCUGAGCAAGAAGUCACGGGAGCAGGAGGGGAAGAAGGGAGGUGUGGUGAGAUUGGCUUAUAUCGCUGCUUUUGUGCCUAUGGAGGGCGUGGGCUUGCUUCAGGCUUUUGGUGGGGAAGAGCCGCCGUUUUAUAUCGUCGAGAAGCCUUGGGUCACUCCUUUUGGUCCACCAGGUCCUAUCCCUCUUUUCUACCAUGAUCUUCCGAGUGCAGAAGCCGAAUCAUGGGCUGCUAAACUCGCUCCGCAUUCGUAUGCGACGAAGUUCUUGGGGACGGACCGUUGCUCGUGGAAGGAGAUUCCGAGUAGCUAUCUGAUCUGUGAAGAUGACAAAGCAAUUCCGCCGUCGGUGCAGGAGGCUAUGGUUGAUGCUUGUAAGAAGGAGGGGGCGACCAUGGAUAUUACUAGGGUGAUGAGUUCACAUAGUCCGUUCUUAAGCAAGGUCGACGAGACGGUGACUUGGUUGAGAAGCGUUGCUGGUGAAAAUAUGUAA